CUGACGUGUCGGCUCCUCCAGCACAGUGCUCAUGCUCCAGCAGCGGAAUCAAGCCAGUCAACAAAUCUGCCAGCAUGGCAGCAAAACACUUCUACCGACAGGGCUUUCUAUUACUUUUAUUCAAUUUUAUUUCAACCGCAGCCUUGGAAAAAAGGUUCUCCGACUUUAAAAGAUGCGCCGAUAAGGAGUGCAGCAUGCUUCUAUGUCGGGGAAAAGCUGUGAAAGAUUUCUUGGGACCAGACUGUCGGUUCCUGUCAGUCAAGAAAUCAGAAACUAUCUAUGUAUACUAUAAAUUGUCAGGAAGAAGGGCCGACAUAUGGGCUGGAAGUGUUGGAAGUCACUUUGGCUAUUUCCCAAAGGACCUUCUUGCAGUUAACCACAUUUAUACUGACAUAGAAUUUGAAGUUCCAGCAGAGGAAACAGAUUUCGUCUGUUUUGACACUGGAUAUGAUAAGUUUCACAAUUACGACAUAGAUUCACUGUUAGGCUCAUCACUGGAGGAGAAUGACAGUGAAAAUACAGGAAAAUCUGACCCAAUCCAAGUGGCAGAGGGCACGCAGGAAGAAUUACAACCAUCAGCAGACGAGGCAAUUGACCGUGAAAAACAAACGGAGCAUCAUGAUAACUCUGAGGAUCUUGUCCUAUAUGAUCAAAGUGCCUCUUUAUCUGAACUUGAUGUGGCAACUGAGUCAUAUUCUAAACCAGUUGCAGAUUCUGAUACAGCAGCUACAUCUGAUGCUAUUGAGAGAGCUGCAGAAGACAGUGAAACCAAAGAUGCACCUACAAAAUCUGAAGUGCGAUCUGUGUCCAAAGAUGAUUUUGUUUCAGAAAAUGAACCAGUCUCGAUUUCUGAAGGAAUGCAAAUCCCCAAGUUAAAAACUACCCUUGGAACAACUUUUGAUGCUGUCGCCUCAGAUGAAGAAAUCACCAAGAAAGUUACCUCAUAUGAAGAGGAGGAAAGCGACUAUGUAGAAAAUCCUCCCAAAGAUGAGAUUGAUGUCGAAGUUGAAACUCCAUUGCUGUCUUUUUCUGAACAAGCGAGCACUCCCGCAUCUGAUUCCAUCAAAAUUUCUGAAGGAGUGCAAAUCCCCCAGUUAAAAACUACCCUUGGAACAACUUUUGAUGCUGUCGCCUCAGAUGAAGAAAUCACCAAGAAAGUUACCCCAUAUGAAGAGGAGGAAAGCGACUAUGUAGAGAAUCCUCCCAAAGAUGACGUUGAUGUUAAAGUAGAAACUCCAUUGCUGUCUUUCUCAGAACAACCUGUGAGCACUCCAGCAUCUGAUUCCAUCAGAAAGCCUGAAAGUCCUCCAACAACACAUGAUGAUAAACCGGAGACUGAAGAGGAGAAGAGCGUGUGGACCUCAUUUGGAGAUGCUGUUUUUUCAGUUGUCACUGGGGGAGAGAAAACGGCACAAGAUUUUAGUUCGGAGGAAGAUGACGAGGAAGAGGAAGAAGCUGCUUCAGAAGCCCCUCAGAGUUUUGAAGAAGCAAAGAAAAACGUAGAAGAACCGGUAUCCGUAGAAUUGGCAAAAGAGCCGGAAAACAUUGAGCCAGUUCUUCAAGAUCCUCCUAAUCCCAGCUCUGUACAGACAGAUAAUAAAGAAAUGGACAGUGACUCUGAAAAACACUUGUUUGAUCGCGAUGAUGAGGAUGAAGGAGAAGUGAUCGGACCUGAGGAAACAUUAGAACCAACUGAUGAGCCGAUACCCCAUCAAACAGAAGCAAGUACAAAAUCAGUGGAUCCAAUAUCACAAGAUGAUACUUCCUCCAUUCCUGAGGCUCAAAAAUCAGAUCUUAAAACAGCAGAUGAACCCUUUGGGCACAAAGAGGAAGAAGAGGAAGAUUCAGAGGUCUAUAAUAGUAACACAGAUGUACAGGACAGUAGUGUUGAAAUGGAGCACAAUGAGGAUUUAGACAAUGAAUUGGCUGAAAACAAAGAGGUGAGCAAUCAAGAAUUAGCCAGUACCGAAACACACCAGGACACGUCCACUGAGGAUUCAGAUGUAAAAGAUGAGGAAUAUACUGUAGAUGACAGCCUAUCUAAUCAGAUGCACAACUAUUCAAUGACAGAUUUAGAGAGCAAUGACGGUCAACCAGAAUUAUCCGUGGAGGAACCAGAGAGUCAUGAGGGAGUUUUUACAGAGGUCUGGGAAGAUGAGAAAGAUCCAGAGGAGGAGAAAGAAGAAUUACUUGAAGAUGAAAAUGCACUUUCUUCCUCACAAUCAGACGACACCUCUGACAAACCCUCACCUGAGACAACCCUGCCCACUGCGUUGACUCCAGAGCCGGAAUACAGUGAUAGCGUGUUGAGACUGACGCUGCUUCGAGACCACUUCACAGAGGAGAGCAUGGAUCGGAUCCAAAAGCUUCUGGGUCUCAAGAAUCUCUUUAAAGUGGAGGCCAUGUUCUCUGACUUGGACAUAGAAUUGCAGGCUACACGUCUCUCAUCCACAGGUACUAUGCAAGACAUUGAAAAUGCACUCGAGGGCAUCCUGGAAGCAUCUGAGAACGCUAUCCUGGACGAGAUUGAGAAGAUGCUGGACAGCCAAGGCGCAAAACACAGUAAUGACCAACAUAUGGACAGUGGUUUGGAUGAGGAGACUGAAAUACUGGAUGACUUCCAGGAGCUUGCGUUCAGCCUACGACAGAAGUAUUCAACAGCCAGUGACAGCACGCCUUUAGCGACAGAAAAAGCAUCAGAUAUUGACCAAGGUGACAUGCCCUUCAUCGUUGAAGAAGACAAAGUUGUCAGCGUCCCUGAGGCUGGGAGUGAGGCCAACAUCACAGUAAGCGAUCAUGAAGAAGGGCCAGCAGAGACUACAGAGGAGCACAUAGUUUUGGAUGAGGUGCACAGUGGACCAGACGUUAGUGUGGAGGAGGAUAGCGGACACUUCAAUAAAAACAAAGACAAUCCGUUGAGCUUCAGUGCAUCAGACGAGAUACAGAAGGUCCCUCAAGACACCCUGGAAAAUCCCUUAGACAUGGGUCUUGGUGUCGAGGUUGAACACUCGCCCUCAGGAUCUUUGGAUUCCAUGGACCCAGUGUCUGAAAUUCACAAAGAAGAAGUGGGAUUAUUAUUAACUGGACAUGUUUAUAUGGGCUGCAUACUGUCAGUGAUCAAGAGCAAAAUUGCAGAGUGGACCAUUGUGAUGAUAUCACUACUGCCAGAAGAGUGGAAACCUGGAGAUACCUUGUUUGGCUGUCCAUGGCAAGCUGUUGUCAUCACUGCUUUGGUUGGAGUAGUGACCUUCACCCUUUUCUUCUGGAGGGUUGUGUUGGCAGUAAAGAAGAGAGAAUAUCUGGUGGAUGAAAAAAGGUUGACCGAGCAAAUUUUGGCACUCAAAAAAGAGAAGAAUGAUGCUCUCUCUAAAAUGUCUGAACUCCAGAAACAGACUGAACAACUAAAAGAAAAUCAAAAACAGUCAGAUGAAACUGUCAGUUGUACAAUGAAAAUGAUGCAAAAACUGGAGGGUAAGGUUUUGGAGGCAGAAACACGGAAUGAACAGAUUGCUGAGGAAAAGAACAAAUAUGCAAAACAACUCGAAGAUGAGAGGGCAAACUCUCUGCAAAAUGAAACAAGGAUUGAGAAAUUGGAGAAGUUAAACGAGAAACUACAGCUCAGCAGGAAAAAGAUUCAGGAAGCUCUCGCUAAGACUACAGUUCUCCUGGACGAGUCCAAGAUUCGUGAAGAUGCCCGAAACGCUCAGCAUAAAUGUCUUGUGAAAGAUUAUGCAGCGCUAAAAGAAGAAAAUAAAACCCUUAAGGCUACUAUAAAGGGCUGGGAGGACAAACACAAGGAGCUGAACGAGCAAAUUAAAGUCUACCAAAAGUCCCAGAAAGAGCUGGAGGACUCUGUGGUGCUCAAAGAUCACAAUGUGGAGGUGCUGUCUGAACUUCUGGCAGACCUAGAUGCUUGUGAUUCACAAAAAGGUGACACCAACGUGUUGGCCAAUUGUGAAGUAGCGCAUGACAAGAAGACAGCCAUAAAGAACAGAAUCAAACAGAUGAUGGAUGUUUCUCGGGUCCAGACCACUCUCUCUGUGGUCGAGGAAGAGCGUGAUCGCUUCAUGACCAAACUACUGAAUGAAGAAAAGACUAGAAAGUCACUGGAAGAACAACACCAGGAGCUUGAACAUGCAAUUGCAACCCUAAAAAGCGACAAGAGCCAUAUCGAAAACCAGUUCAAGAUCCUCCAGCAGAAAAAUGAAAUCAUGGUUGAAAUGUAUCAGCAGAAGGAAAACGCUUUGCAGCAGAGAUUAACGAAGGAAGAGUUGGAGCGACGCAGCAAAGAGAACAUGCUGUCUGAGGUUGGAGGGAAAGCUCUCGAGGCAGAGGAGCAGGUUAAAAUCUUAAAGCAACGCAUUAAUGAAAUGGAGGAGCAGAUGAAGAAGACUGAGGACGUCUAUAAAGAGCAGAUAAAAGAACAGGAAAACAAAACUCACUCAAACUGGGUAAAUGCUCGUAAUGCAGAGCGAGCUUUGAAUCAAGAGAAGCUUGAAUCAUCAAAGCUGCGUGAAAAACUGGCUGUAAUGACCUCCCAACUUAAUGAGCGCCGUGCUCCCCUUUUCCGACCGAACUCCGGACAACCUGCAGGUCCUCGCCAAGGUGAUUCAUAUGGGCCUUCUCCUGUGAGCGGAGGUGCUCCAUCCCCUCCAAUAAUGAUAGAGGGUCCCAGACGCCCUCCUUCUGCCCCAGUGGGGCGAAGAAUUGACCCAUAUGGUCCACGACCUCCAUCAGACCCACAUGGUCGUUACCCUGAAAACAAACACAUCUCUGGGAUGGACAUGAUGGGCCCACGUAGCUCCUCACCUGCCAACAUGGACGGAUGUACACAAGCAGUAGAUCCACAGAUAAAAGCAGAGACACAGACUGAGGUCUCCACAGACAGUCCAGAGACAGGCCCUGGAUCUCUCCUAGUGUCUCCGAUCAGGGACUCACCAGGCCCCAUGGUCCAAGGACCUCCACCCGGCCCUGGACCACAUGAGCAGCUCCUCCCUCCUGGACCCCACGGCCGUCUGCCACCUCCUGGACCUUACAGACCUCCAAGACCCGGCCCCUACCACCUCCCACCAGGUCCUCAUGGUCCUCCAGGUCCUCCACUUCCACCCAACGGGCACCCAGGUAUGCCCCUGCCUGGACCAGUGGGUGGAGAUUUUGGACCCCGACCCGCCAACGGACAUGUGUUCCACCCCAGGCCAGGCCCUGGACAUGUUAUUGAUCCUCGGGGUCCACCACCGCCACACUUCCGUCCCCCUCCACCUCAUCACUUUGGACCGAUGCCUCUGCCACCUGGUGUUCGUGGACCUAUGGGACCACGUCCUCCCAUCCCUCCCGACAUGCGCUUCCCAGGACCACGUGACCACACCAGCCCACCAAUGAACCUGCCUCCAGGUGUCCUUCCCCACCCUGCAUAUCCUGGUGAUGCUUAUAGUCAGGGUCCACCUAAUGCCCUCCAGAACUCAUCAGGAGCUCAAACUGGCCCUGGACAGGACCUGCAUGUGAAGCAGGAGGCCCCUCAGGACUCAGUGAGGCCAGCGAUGGUCAAGCCUUAAGAAUGCCACCAGCUACAGCAGAGGACUUGGAUUUACUCCGUACCCAUCACAUUAACAACCCAGAUCCUGUCCAAACAUAGGUCAUGAUUAUUUUCUGGUUUCAGUUAUAAAAGCUACCAUGAUGUUUACUUAAAAUAACCAACAAAAAAAACAUGGUCCUUCAAUUAAAGCACCAUCAAUAAUUAUGUCUGAAAUGAAUGAGUUGAGAGGGUUGCCACUUUUCUAAACAGCUUAUUGUGCAAUAAUCAUUAUUACAGAGAAUUUUCAUUUGUGUUUAUCUUUUAAAAAAAUAGCAAUGAUUUUUAAGGAGCAAAUUUUUAAAUGUCAUUUCCUGUGGAAAUUGUUUUAAAAGAGGAUAAAAAAGAGGGAGGUUUAGCUUCGAGCAUUCAGGAAGACCUUAAUUUUCCCAAAGCUGUUGCUUCAAAACCGACUGUAAAGCAAAUGUGUAAUUUGAAGGCCAGAUGUAUAACUUAUUUUACUAUGUUGGUAGAACUUUUAAUAAUAAAGAAUGUAAAAGCUG
Micropterus dolomieu (smallmouth bass) is the source of this 6072-nucleotide messenger RNA. It is a transcript of the gene mia3, whose product is annotated as MIA SH3 domain ER export factor 3. The transcript is spliced from 28 exons. The record is from RefSeq and is a predicted model, not a curated record. NCBI's taxonomy places the organism in Eukaryota, Metazoa, Chordata, Actinopteri, Centrarchiformes, Centrarchidae. Gene Ontology annotation, biological process: endoplasmic reticulum to Golgi vesicle-mediated transport; protein secretion; vesicle cargo loading. Bases 75 to 5552 code for a protein of 1825 amino acids. Gene Ontology annotation, molecular function: protein binding. Gene Ontology annotation, cellular component: endoplasmic reticulum exit site; endoplasmic reticulum membrane.